Cucurbita pepo subsp. pepo (vegetable marrow) is the source of this 1744-nucleotide messenger RNA. Its product is annotated as aldehyde dehydrogenase family 2 member C4. The record is from RefSeq and is a predicted model, not a curated record. Gene Ontology annotation, molecular function: oxidoreductase activity, acting on the aldehyde or oxo group of donors, NAD or NADP as acceptor. NCBI's taxonomy places the organism in Eukaryota, Viridiplantae, Streptophyta, Magnoliopsida, Cucurbitales, Cucurbitaceae.
GGAUAUAAACGGUCUUCGGUUUUCUCCCUAAGAAACGCAUAAAAUUCAUCGAGAAUUCUUAUCUUUUCCCGCUCACAAAAACACACACACACACACACACAAUCAGAUUAUACAGGGAAAUGGAAAAUCAAUCCAAUGGAAAAUCCGAGUCCCAUCUCAACAUACCCAAAAUCAAGUUCACCAAGCUCUUCAUCAAUGGACAAUUUGUUGACUCUGUUUCAGGAAAAACUUUCGAGACGUUCGAUCCAAGAACUGGUAAGGUUAUCACGACGGUUGCCGCCGGUGAGAAAGAAGAUGUGGAUCUGGCCGUGAAAGCAGCCCGUGAAGCCUUCGAUCACGGCCCUUGGCCCCGCAUGUCUGGUGCCGACAGGGGACGAAUAAUGAUGAAACUAGGGGACUUAAUAGAUGAACACGUGGAGGAACUCGCAGCAUUGGAUUCCCUGGACGGCGGAAAAUUGUUUCAGAUGGGGAAGAUCGUCGACGUACCCUCGGCUGCUAAUAUGCUACGGUACUACGCCGGUGCCGCGGAUAAAAUCCACGGGGAGGUACUCAAAAUGGCAAGGCCGUUUCACGGCUACACUUUAAUGGAGCCCAUGGGAGUGGUGGCCCACAUCAUACCCUGGAACUUUCCGACCACCAUGUUCUUCUUGAAAGUGAGCCCCGCCUUGGCUGCCGGCUGCACCAUGCUCGUCAAACCUGCCGAGCAAACGCCGCUCUCCGCCCUCUUCUACGCCCAUCUCGCUAAAUUGGCUGGUAUUCCUGAUGGAGUACUGAACGUUGUGACAGGAUACGGAUACACUGCAGGGUCAGCAAUUGCGUACCACAUGGACAUUGACAAGGUGAGUUUCACAGGAUCAACAAAGGUGGGAAGAUCGAUAAUGCAGGCGGCAAGUGAGAGCAACCUGAAGCAAGUAUCGUUGGAAUUAGGAGGCAAAUCGCCGCUCCUAAUCUUCGAUGAUGCGGAUGUGAAUAAAGCCGUUGAUAUUGCUGUUCUUGGCAUUUUCUAUAACAAGGGAGAAACUUGCGCGGCGAGCUCCCGAGUUUUGGUUCAAGAAGGGAUUUAUGAUGAAUUUGUGAAAAAGAUUAUUGAAAAGGCGAAAUCUUGGGUUGUGGGAGACCCUUUUGAUCCUAAAGUUCAGUAUGGACCCCAGGUGGAUGAAAAGCAAUUGAAGAAAAUUCUGGAAUAUAUCGAGCACGGUAAGAGGGAAGGAGCCACAUUGGCGACAGGCGGCAGGCGUAUAGGCGAGGUGGGGUAUUACGUAGAGCCAACAAUCUUCACAGACGUCAAGGAACACUCGCUGAUCGCACAGGACGAAAUCUUCGGGCCAUUCCUCUGCGUCAUUAAAUUCAAAACGAUCGAAGAGGGAAUAAAGAUCGCGAACAACACAAAGUUCGGGCUAGCUGCUGGAAUAGUGACGAACAGUGUAGACAUAAUGAACACGGUUUCGAGGUCGAUCAGAGCCGGAACCAUCUGGGUGAACUGUUACUUUGCUUUCGAUUCGAGCUGUCCAUUUGGAGGGUACAAGAUGAGUGGGUUCGGUAGGGACGCUGGAAUGCACGCUGUUCAUAAGUAUCUUCAAACCAAAGCCAUCGUCACUCCUUUGGUCAACACUCCUUGGCUUUGAUCUCCCCUUUAUAAUUUUUUCUCUGUUGCCUUUCUACUCUCAAAUAAUUCACACGUUGUUGAAUGUGAUAUGUCCUAAUAUGUUUUAGCUAAUGCAUUCAAAUAAGUUUGUGUAUUUAU